AUGGCGGAUUCUGAUGAUGACGAUGACGACGAUAAUGAUACUGUUGUGAAUGAGUUACAUGACCUGAUGGCGGAUUCUGAUGAUGACGACGACGACGAUGAUGAUACUGUUGUGAAUGAGUUGCACGACUUGAUGUCGGAUUAUGAUGAUGACGACUACGACGAUGAUAAUACUGUUGCGAAUGAGUUACAUGACCUGAUGUCGGAUUCUGAUGAUGACGACGACGACGAUGAUGAUACUGUUGUGAAUGAAUUGCAUGACUUGAUGGCGGAUUCUGAUAAUAACGAUGACGACGAUGAUGAUACUGUUGUAAAUGAGUUUCACGACUUGAUGGCCCAUUCUGAUGAUGACGACGACGAUGAUGAUACUAUUGAGAAUGAGGUACACGACUUGAUGGCGGAUUCUGAUGAUGACGACGACGACGAUGAUGAUACUGUUGUGAAUGAGGUGCUUGACCUGAUGGCGGAUUCUGAUGAUGACGACGACGACGAUGAUGAUACUGUUGUGAAUGAGUUACAUGACCUGAUGGCGGAUACUGAUGAUGACGACUACGACGAUGAUGAAGAUAAUACUGUUGUGAAUGAGAUGAAUGACUUGAUGGCGCAUUCUGAUGAUGACGAUGACGACGAUGAUGAUACUGUUGUGAAUGAGUUACAUGACCUGAUGGCGGAUUCUGAUGAUGACGACGACGAUGAUGAUACUGUUGUGAAUGAGUUACAUGACCUGAUGGCGGAUUCUGAUUAUGACGACUACGACGAUGAUUAUGAUAAUACUGUUGUGAAUGAGAUGAAUGACUUGAUG
Molecule: messenger RNA, 801 nt
Organism: Rodentolepis nana
Lineage: Eukaryota; Metazoa; Platyhelminthes; Cestoda; Cyclophyllidea; Hymenolepididae
Source: the annotation of a GenBank genome assembly